Knipowitschia caucasica is the source of this 336-nucleotide messenger RNA. The record is from the annotation of a GenBank genome assembly. Lineage: Eukaryota; Metazoa; Chordata; Actinopteri; Gobiiformes; Gobiidae.
AUGCGUCUCAUUCUCUGCUCAAACAGCAUGGCGGACGAAGUGGAGCAGCAGCCGAGCACCAACACGGUGGAGGAGCCGUUAGACCUGAUCCGCCUCAGUCUGGACGAGCGGAUCUACGUGAAGAUGAGGAACGACCGCGAGCUGCGAGGAAGGCUGCACGCGUAUGACCAGCAUCUGAACAUGAUCCUGGGUGAUGUGGAGGAGACCGUGACCACAGUGGAGAUAGAUGACGAGACCUAUGAAGAACUCUAUAAGUCGACCAAGAGGAACAUUCCAAUGCUGUUUGUGAGAGGAGACGGAGUGGUCCUGGUCGCCCCACCCCUUCGAGUCGGUUAA